AUGGAUCCAGCGGACUUACCCGGGGAGAGCGAUCUGAUGCGAGUCCAACGCCUGGUCGAGUGGAUAACCCACACCUCGAACAUGAGAGCUAGGAUCGUGGGGAUAAAUGGCAUUGAGGAAAUCCUCAGAGGAAAUCCCUAUCUCCGCCAGGUCAGAGGAUGUUUGGACUUAUUGGCCAACUUGUAUGAAGCCCGGGAGGCGGCGCGAGCUCGGGAAAUAUCGGACUUUGUCCAGCAGCAACAGCCAGCCACCCCGGAGCAGCCGCGUCAGCCUCACCUGCAGGAUGCGAGUUUACCCGGCCUGUCGGAGCCGGCUGCGGGGAAGAAAUGUCGAUCGCGCCGCCGGCGCGCCACCCCACAGCCGGACGUUCGGACUUCUAAAUCGCCGGCUGUGGCAGCGCCUCCGUCUCCGGCUUCCACGCCGCCGCCAGCUGCAGCGCCUCCGUCUCCGGCUUCCACGCCGCCGCCAGCUGCAGCGCCGCCGCCUCCGGCUUCCACGCCGCCGCCUGCAGCGCUUCCGUCUCUGGCUUCCACACCAGCUGCCGCCUCUUCAUUCACGCCAGCUGCAGCGCCUCCGUCUCCGGCUUCCACGCCGCCGCCAGCUGCAGCUUCACCAUCCACGCCAGCGGCAGCCUCACCAUCUACGCCGCCGCCUCCGGCUUCCACGCCGCCGCCUGCAGCGCCGCCGCCUGCAGCGCUUCCGUCUCUGGCUUCCAUGCCUGAUGCCGCCUCUUCAUUCACGCCAGCUGCAGCCUCACCAUCUACGCCGCCAGCUGCAGUGCCUUCGUCUCCGGCUUCCACGCCGUCACCUGCGGCCUCUUCGUCUCCGGCUUCCUCGCCGUCACCUGCGGCCUCUUCGUCUCCGGCUUCCUCGCCGUCA
This is a messenger RNA of Oreochromis niloticus (Nile tilapia), 879 nucleotides long. Its product is annotated as vegetative cell wall protein gp1-like. The annotation marks the transcript as partial. The record is from RefSeq and is a predicted model, not a curated record. The transcript has 2 exons. NCBI's taxonomy places the organism in Eukaryota, Metazoa, Chordata, Actinopteri, Cichliformes, Cichlidae.